Messenger RNA from Cotesia congregata, 771 nucleotides. The record is from the annotation of a GenBank genome assembly. Lineage: Eukaryota; Metazoa; Arthropoda; Insecta; Hymenoptera; Braconidae.
AUGUCCGAUAUCAAAGCAGAGACCAAGAACGAUAAUAACAUUGACGAUAUGUCCAAGGACCAGUCAGAGGAAAAACCAACUCCUAGUAAAAACAAACGAAGCGGCUCCAAGAGACUGUCUACUCUUGAACGAACGGCUCAGGAAGGCGAAGCUCUUGUUAAGGGAAUGGGUUCAGCGCCAGUAGAAGUUGAGGGCAGAAGACGUACCCGCAGUUCAGCUCGUGGACUGACACCUUCUACACCUGCACCUUCUCCACCGAAGAAACAAAAAACCGAGGUUGUGUCAAAAGUAUCGUCUGGCACAGGACGCGGACGUGGACGUCCAAAGAGGCAGGAGAAGACCAGCGAAAAUAACACCGACGAGGAGGCCAACAACAAAAAUGAGAAGCAUGUUGAGGAGGAAAAAAUGGAGGUAGAUGAAGAAGCUAAAGAAGAAAAGGAAAGCAAAACGUCGGACAAGAGUGUUGCCGAGAAAAACAGUGAGGAGACUACUGAUGGAAAUGACAACAAUGCUGAGAAGACCAACUCCAAGGAAGAAAAAACGACGGAAGAGCCUGAAGAUGCGCCGGCAACAGAAUCUAAAACCCCGGCAAAGGCUAGUGAAGAAAAAAAGGAGGAAAAUGAUGAAGAUGUUAAGGACAGUUCAGACUCAAGUCAAGACGCGACAGAUGCAGUUGCACCGGAUAAUAAUAAAUCUUCAGAACAACCACCUGCAAACACAGAGUCUCAAAAUCCCUCCAACAAGACGACCACCGAUGAGAAGAAGGAAUAA